Molecule: messenger RNA, 1609 nt
Organism: Cornus florida
Lineage: Eukaryota; Viridiplantae; Streptophyta; Magnoliopsida; Cornales; Cornaceae
Product: CBL-interacting serine/threonine-protein kinase 4
Exons: 1
Coding region: 92-1402 (436 amino acids)
Biological process (GO): protein phosphorylation; signal transduction
Molecular function (GO): ATP binding; protein kinase activity
Source: RefSeq, a predicted model, not a curated record
CUUUAUAACUUGCUCUGGCUUUGGGUUGUUUUGCUGCCACUUCCUCUCUCUAAAUCAGCGGCCGCCUAGCGGCUGCUACAACCCCCGAGCCAUGGAACGAAGGAGGACCCCACCACCACCACCCUCCUCCCCCACAACCGGCGGUGUGAUACUCGGAAAGUACAAAUUGGGCCGUCUCUUGGGCCGUGGCAGCUUUGCCAAGGUCUACCACGGCCGAUCUCUAUCUGACAACACAACAGUGGCCAUCAAAGUCAUCGACAAGGCCAAGACCGUCGACGCCGCAAUGGAGCCACACAUCGUCCGGGAAGUCUCCGCCAUGCGCCGCCUCAACAACCACCCCAACAUUCUCCAAAUCCACGAAGUCCUCGCCACCAAAACCAAGAUCUACCUCGUCAUGGAGCUCGCACAGGGCGGCGAGCUCUUCGUCCAACUCGCCCGCCGCGGCCGCCUCACCGAAUCCGCCGCCCGCCGCUACUUCCGGCAGCUAGUCUCCGCCCUCCGCUUCUGCCACCAGAACGGCAUCACUCACCGCGACAUCAAACCCCAGAACCUCUUACUCGACGGAGCCGGAAACCUCAAGAUCUCCGACUUUGGCCUCUCCGCCCUGCCGGAUCAGCUAAAAAACGGCCUCCUCCACACGGCUUGCGGAACUCCGGCGUACACCGCGCCGGAGGUUUUCACCCGAAAAGGCUACGACGGCGCGAAGGCCGACGCCUGGUCUUGUGGGGUCAUCCUAUUCGUCUUCCUCGCCGGAUACCUCCCUUUCGACGACAGCAACAUCCCCCAAAUGUAUCAGAAGAUUCGCCGCCGGGAAUUCCAACUUCCGGCGGAAAUUUCAAAGCCGGCGAAGCACAUCAUUAAUCGCUUACUUGAUCCGAACCCAGAAACAAGAAUGAGCAUCGAGGCCUUGAUGGGUCUCUCUUGGUUUAAGAAAUUAUCGGAAAAAGAGUUGAACCAUUGUUCUUCACUUGAUUCGGAUGCAGUAGCAGUGAAAGAUAAUUGUAAAUUCACAAAAACCAUGAACGCAUUUGAUAUAAUUUCAAUGUCAUCAGGGUUGGAUUUGUCCGGACUUUUCGAGGGUUCAUUGAACAAGAGAGCGAAGAGAUUUACGUCGAAUGCGUCGAUGGAGGUGAUCGAAGAGAGGAUGAGAGAGGUGGGUGAGAGAUUAGGGUACAGAGUGGAGAGAGGAAAGGAUGGGGCUCUAGGGUUUAUGAAGGAAAAGUGGGGGGUUUUAUCAGCUAAAAUGUUGGAGGUGACAGAGGAACUAGUGUUGGUUGAAAUGAAGGUGAUUGAUGGGUGGGCAGAGAUUGAGAAGCAACAAUGGGAUGUAGUGAGAAUUGGGCUUGAAGAUAUCGUCCUGUCAUGGCACAACGAUGGUUUUGGAGGAGAAGAAUCUCAGUAGAAUAGUGCCGGAAUUGAGUUCAUGAUGGUGGUUACUUGGGAGAGGGUUUGCUUAGGGUUUAAUAGAUGAUCCACUUUGGAUGAGAAGCGAGAAUCAAUCUUGGUGAAAACAUGACUUUUCUUGUAAAUAUUUGAUUCUUCUUUCAAACUAGUGUGUGUUACUAGUUAUUUUUUUCAGAAAAUUUAGUGUUCCUAGUUGGCUAGUCAA